UUGCGUCUAGCGUUUUCUCGAACUUAUUAGUCAAUUUUAGUUUUAUAAAAUAAAAACGGGUCUCAAGCCAUCAAACGCAUUUACUUGGUCACAAACAACGAAGCCGUAAGUACAGAAAAUGGAGUUUCCACAUUUGGGUCAACACUGCAACGAGGCAACAUGCAACAGAUUAGAUUUCCUGCCCGUUAAAUGUGACUCAUGCGACAAGGUAUUCUGUGCCACACACUACAACUAUGAGCGCCACAAUUGUCCAGGUGCUCAUCGCAAGGAUUUCCAAGUGCCCAUUUGUCCGCUGUGCGGAGAACCUGUGCCAACGGCACCCGGAGUGGAGCCCGAUUUAACUGUUAGCCAGCAUAUCGAUAAGCAAUGCAAAUCGGAUAGCAAGAAAAUCUACACAAAUCGCUGCCAUGCCAAAGGCUGUAAACGCAAAGAAUUAAUUCCCGUACAAUGCUCACAAUGCAAACUGAAUUUCUGCCUACGUCAUCGUCACACCACCGAUCAUGACUGCCAGCCCUACUCCGCGAGCUCCACCAAGACAACUACUAGCACCAUAUCGAGUGCAACACAGGGCGUCUUUAAGAUAUUCUCCGAUACGCGCGCAAUGGCAGCGCAAGCGGCCGAGAAUCGUCGCCAGGCAAAUCCUAAAGCAAGAGGAGCAGUUCCAACAGUAGCAACUGCAGCAGUUGCUCAACGCAACCAUAUACAAAAUAUACAAGGAAAUAUGACUGAGGACGAGGCUUUGGCGCAUGCUUUGGCCCUGUCCAUCAUGGAGGAGGAUGACGCCGCAACUACUGGUGGUAAUCGUGGGAACACAUCCACGUCCACAAAUAAUGCGCAGCGCGCAACGACAACUGUCGGUGGUCAGCAGGCGAAUAGCAAGGAUAAAUGCUCACUCUGCUAAAUGUCGCACUUCUAAAUAUAUAAACAUAUCCAUCACUUGACCAGCGGCCCGUGUGCUGCCCACUCCCCUUUGCCCAAAAACUGUUAGGUGCUUAGUCUAAAACCAAUUUGUCAUUAUUAUUAUUGUUGUGUAACUAUAGAUGUUGAUAGAUUUACUUUUAUUUACUUUUUGACUUCGUCACAUUCUUUUGCAUGGCUUAAGGCUGUUUAGCAAAAAUAAUUUAAACGCGCCUGUUGCAAAAUCAAUUCAAACAGGCGCGUUUUAAUCGCUCUAGUUGGGAAGAAUAAACUGUAAUUUAUAUAGUA
This is a messenger RNA of Drosophila grimshawi, 1206 nucleotides long. Its product is annotated as AN1-type zinc finger protein 2A. The record is from RefSeq and is a predicted model, not a curated record. Gene Ontology annotation, biological process: protein targeting to ER; proteasome-mediated ubiquitin-dependent protein catabolic process. Gene Ontology annotation, cellular component: endoplasmic reticulum; cytoplasm. Gene Ontology annotation, molecular function: zinc ion binding. Lineage: Eukaryota; Metazoa; Arthropoda; Insecta; Diptera; Drosophilidae. Bases 119 to 901 code for a protein of 260 amino acids. The transcript is spliced from 3 exons.